Molecule: messenger RNA, 3950 nt
Organism: Nylanderia fulva
Lineage: Eukaryota; Metazoa; Arthropoda; Insecta; Hymenoptera; Formicidae
Gene: Lis-1
Product: LisH and WD40 domain-containing Lis-1
Molecular function (GO): protein binding
Source: RefSeq, a predicted model, not a curated record
CACUGAGGUCGUUGAGAGGCGAUUGGAAGACCUAUUCGCGGCUUCGCGGAAUCACCAUCGAGGUAUCCAGCCGGGUCACACACGAGGAUCAUGAAAAUGGUGCUGUCUCAACGUCAGAGGGAGGAGCUAAAUAAGGCGAUUGCGGACUACCUUAGCACCAAUGGCUACCAAGAUGCACUGGAGGCAUUUAAAAAGGAAGCCGAUAUGCCAGGAGAAGUGGAGAGGAAAUACGGCGGUCUUUUGGAGAAGAAGUGGACCUCGGUCAUACGAUUGCAGAAGAAGGUAAUGGAAUUGGAAUCCAAACUUUCCGAAGCUGAAAAGGAGUUCAUAGAAGGUGCGCCGACGCGCGGUAAGAGAUCACCAUCCGAAUGGAUACCGAGGCCGCCAGAAAAGUUCAGUCUGACCGGACACAGAGCCCCCAUCAAUAGAGUUAUUUUCCAUCCUGUUUUUAGUCUCGUAGUAUCGGCCAGCGAAGAUGCCACCAUUAAGGUAUGGGACUUUGAGAGCGGCGACUUCGAGAGAACGCUGAAAGGCCACACCGAUAGCGUGCAGGACAUCGCGUUCGACGCCUCGGGCAAACUGCUCGCCUCUUGUAGCGCGGACAUGUCCAUCAAGCUGUGGGACUUCCACCAGUCGUUUGCCUGCGUCAAGACCAUGCACGGCCACGAUCACAACGUCAACUCGGUCGCGUUUGUGCCACAGGGUGACUUCGUAGUGAGCGCCUCUAGGGAUAAGACCAUCAAGAUCUGGGAAGUAGCGACAGGCUACUGCGUGAAGACACUCACCGGACAUAGAGAGUGGGUGAGAAUGGCGCGAGUUAGCCCAUGCGGCGAGCUCAUCGCCAGCUGCUCAAACGAUCAGACUGUACGAGUGUGGCACGUGGCGACGAAGGAGACAAAGGUCGAAUUCAGAGAACACGACCACGUAGUCGAAUGCAUCGCAUGGGCGCCGGAGAGCGCGAGAGCAUCCAUCAACGCGGCGGCCGGAGCAGACAACAAGGGCGCGCACGAGGGGCCCUUCCUCGCGUCUGGCUCUCGGGAUAAGACGAUUCGCGUGUGGGACGUCGCCGCCGGGGUGUGCCUCUUCACCCUCAUUGGACACGACAACUGGGUGCGAUGCAUCGUCUUCCAUCCUGGCGGCAAAUUUAUUGUCAGCGCGUCCGACGAUAAAACGCUGCGAGUCUGGGAUACGCGCAACAAACGAGUGAUGAAGACUCUCGAGGCGCACGUUCACUUCUGCACUUCUGUCGAUUUUCACAAGAAUCAUCCUUACGUGGUCACCGGGAGCGUCGAUCAAACGGUGAAGAUCUGGGAGUGCCGCUAGUCACCGCGAGUUUUAGAUUUUCCGUCAGACAUCGCGAACGGAAGAGAACGGGAAUAUGAAAAUGAGAGAAAAGACGAACGCGCGUCCAUUUUAAUGGAAUCGGCCGAAAGAGUAAGCUGCUACAAAAGCUAUCGUACAUAUGCUAUUAAUAUUAAUAUUAUUAUUAUUAUUAUACAUAAAUCACACACAUAAACACGUAUGAUUAAGAACUCUUUAAUUAAUUUAUAAUAAAGUAUAAUUAGUAAUUAUAUUACAAUACAUCGUUUUACGGCAAAUGAACUGCACUAUUCGAGGAGAGUGAAUUCGAGAGACGGUCGUAAGGGUCAGACGAUCGAGAGGACGCUCCCACGAGUUCGCAUUACGGAUUAUCUAUGAACGCGGAAUAGGAUAGGAAAGAGAGGGGGAGAAAGGAUGGGUGGGAGGGGGGGUAUUAAUGCCAUAUACAAUUACAAGAGUUAUAUUCCUUUAGACAGUUGUGCAAUUGUAGGCAUUAUUUUGUACAUAAUAUGUGUCCUUACGCAGUGUGAAAUUUAAUGUCGAUAACGAGUAUAACUCAUUCUUUAAUUUUCUCUUACUCCUCUCUUCGCAAUCCUACUUAUGCAAUAUAUCUGUUAAAGUAUUACCAACCAAUCACACGUACAUGAAAAGAGAGAGAGAGAGAGAAAGAAGAUCGUCCUCCUCGAUUGUGAUCUUGCGUAAAAGAAAUCGCGUCGAAUCUCUUCAAUCUUCUACCGAUGGUGGCGAAAAUUUCGGCUGUGGCGUCCACCUUCGCGCAAAUUAUUACGUACACACGAUAAUUAAAUUCGUUGUCAUUCGUUUAAUAUUCGCGCGCUCUCCUCGAGAGUUCUCUUAGAAAGAAUGAAGAACGAAAGAGAUGCUCCGCUCCUUCUUUACUCAUAUAUAUAAAUAUAUAUAUAUAUAAAUAUAUAUACACAAAUAUAUAAACAUAUUAUACACGCAUAUAUAGACGCGCAUUGCUUUGUACCAUGCAAAGUACCGAGCGUCACAAAUAUCUCGUCUAAUUCGUCGACUCGCGCGUGUAUUCGGGAUAGAUACUGAGUUGUAAUAUAUCACACGUCUGCCGCUGAUUUGAUACAAAUUUAUUUUACGGGACACGUAACGUGCAACAUCGUAAACGAUAUACGCAAAUAUGAUGACAAUGGUAUAGGUGAAAAAAAGGAAAACUAGUAUGCCAAAACUCUGUCUCUCAAUCGGAUAAAUAAAUAUAUUGUUACAUGUCUAUAUGUAUAGAUCAGAUUUUUCUUCGCCGAAAAUGCGUGUCCCUACAACGUUGAAUUCCAUUAUGUUACUUACAUUUAUAUAUAAUUGAAUCUCAUAAAGUCCAAAAAAAAAUGUCAAAUUGAUCGAAGGCUUUGCAAACGUAUAUAUACGCAGUGUUUAAUAUUUAUUUAUUUUCACGAAUAAAAUAGACACUUGUAGAGACUCGGAGAUUCUUAUCUAAUGAGGCUUGAAGAAUGAUCGAGAUGAAGAAUAGCGACAAAUGAGAAAUAGACUCGUGUACUUGACGUCCAAAUUCACUAUUAAUGAUAGACGCACAGCCGAAUCUAGAAAGUGCAACAAUUGAGAUUUAAAAUUGUUCGAGUAAAAGAGAAGAAAUGGGAAAAGACACAUAUAACGCAUAUGCAUAUAAAAGUUUGGCAGCAUAUAGUUCAUUGCGUGGAUCCCAAGAAAGAGGUGUGUAUUGGUACUAGUUGUAUCUUUUAGUUUUAAUUACUAUUAGUGGUAGCGCGCAGACAUAAUUUAGAUAGUAGAAGAAAAAUAAGAGAAUAAACUUCAGAGAGAGAUACAAACUUUUGUUCAGAGAGAUACAAUGUUAACAGUUGAUCGACACACACACAUAUACAGACACGCAUUGCGACAAAACGUCUAAUAUUUCAGGCAUUUGAUGAAAAAAAAAUAAUCACACACGUGUAUAAAACGUGCAAAUCAUUAAUCGAUAAUCGCUUGAUUAAGGUUGAUUUUUCAAAUAUUUAAUUCUUGUCUGCUAUCUUUUCCUACUGUUUCUCCCAUGUUCAGCCUUCAAAGCCGAAUAUAAGAAAAACACAAACCCCUGAGAAGAGAUACCUCCUCAAUUAAUGUGGUACUAAAUUAUUUUGAUGAAUAAUAAACAGAAUUGUCACUACAAGUCAUGUGUCAAGAUCGUUGUAUACUAUAUAUCAUCAUUACCUAUGAUUCGUUCUUGGAACCAGCAUUUUUUCCUAUAGAUUUUGUCGUAUUAAUCUGCUUAUAUUAAUUAAAUGCAUAAUAUUUCUGUUAAUUUUUUACUAGAGUUUCUAUCUAGAGUUUUCAUCGAGUAAUAGACUUAAGGAUUUUCCCAACUCUGCAAUAUGUAUUAAUCUACACGCAUGACAGUAUUUUAUAUAGUACAAUAAGGGCAAGAAUUAGAGCAACGUAGUAUUGUAAGUUAAAAACGCAUACCAAACAUCUAUUGUGCGUAUUUAUACGUAGAUGAUGUAAUUUAAAAGAAUGUUAUGUAUAGUCACGCCUUUCAUAAGAUUCAUCACGAUAGCUUCUGUGACUUGCUUUCUACCUACUUAUUGAGAGAUGAUGAUGAUGAUACCAACAAGUAGAUUUACAAUAAAGUACCCUUCGUCAUUUGUGAUAUA